This is a messenger RNA of Mesocestoides corti, 669 nucleotides long. NCBI's taxonomy places the organism in Eukaryota, Metazoa, Platyhelminthes, Cestoda, Cyclophyllidea, Mesocestoididae. The record is from the annotation of a GenBank genome assembly.
AUGCGACCCGAACUAAUAAACCUAAAGCAGUAUCCGGACUGGUCGAAAACCGAAGUCAGCACUGGGACCACAUUAGUCGCCUGUGAAUAUAAUGGUGGUGUUGUAAUAGGAGCUGAUUCUCGCACAUCUUCAGGGGUUUUUGUUUCUAAUCGUGUAACUGACAAGCUAACUCCACUCACCAAGUACAUCUACUGUUGCCGUUCUGGCUCUGCUGCUGACACUCAGGCAAUUACUAAUGUUGUCAAGUACCAACUCGAAUUUCACUCCGUUGAAAUGGGCCGUGAGCCAACUGUUGCAGAGGCUGCUACAGUUGUCCAAAACUUAUGUUAUAAAUACCGUGACGACCUUUUAGCUGGGAUAUUUGUUGCAGGAUGGGAUGCUGUCUACGGUGGACAGGUAAUUUAUUCUAUCCCCGUUGGAGGCAUGCUUAUUAAACAGCCAGCUGUUAUUGGCGGUUCCGGCAGCACCUAUCUGUAUGGCCAGUUUGAUACACAUUUUAAACCUGGUAUGAAUAAGGAAGAAGCAGUAGAAUUCGUUAGCGUGGGGCUGGCAAUAAACAGGGAUGGUUCGAGUGGUGGCUGUAUUCGACUCGGCAUAAUCUCACGCGAUGGUGUCGAGCGAAGGCUGAUUAAAGGCGACCAAGUGCCCAUGUAUUCUUAUAAGGCCUAG